This is a messenger RNA of Parascedosporium putredinis, 1422 nucleotides long. The record is from the annotation of a GenBank genome assembly. NCBI's taxonomy places the organism in Eukaryota, Fungi, Ascomycota, Sordariomycetes, Microascales, Microascaceae.
AUGGACAUGGUUACUUAUGUCCAGCGCAUACCCCGGGGCGGUGAGUCGUUGAUGGGUGAUGGCUUCGCUUCUUCCGUCGGUGGCAGGGGCGCCAACCAGGCGAUAGCGUGCUCUAAAAUUGCCCACGUCCAUCCGGGGCAUGCUCCUCUCGAGCGAGGGCCCUUGGCGCGAGUGGGCAUGGUGGGUGCGGUUGGAGACGACGUCUUUGGACAGCAAGUUAGGGCGACUCUCGAGUCACACAAUAUAGACUGCUCACACGUCAGGAAAAUCGAGGGCCAGAGCACGGGCGUCUCCAUCACCGUGGUGGAAGGGAAUGGGGAGAGCCGUGCGGUUGUGACGUUGAACGCGAACAAAAAGCUCACGCCAGAGCACAUCGGGGAUACGAUUCCCGGGAAUAAACCCGAUGUCGUCGUGCUCCAGCUUCAGCUUGAGCUCGCCACCGUGCUGCAUACCAUUGCCCUACCCGAGGAGGUCUACCAGGGCCUCGAUCACCUAAUCGUCAAUGAGACGGAGUGUAGGAUGCUCCUCGGCCACGCGAAUCCGGCGCGGGAGCUUACUCAAGAGGAUAUGCGGAAAGCCGGCUACUCCUUUGCGAAAAAGGGAGUGAGGAACGUCAUCAUCACGCUAGGACCAAGGGGUGCUUUCUACUUUAACCACCAGCACGAGUUCGGUUUCGUGCCCGCACACGCCUACGCGCUGGGCGUGGCUCGAAACAAGGACAACUUCAACAUCGCCUUCGCCAUCGAGGACGGGGCCCACGCCGCAGGCUGGACGGUUACGGCGGCGGGCGCGGCGUCUUCCAUACCGCACCUGGAUCGCUUGACUCUACCCAACCUACGAUUCGACCACUCGCGCCGCGAUGAGCUCCUGGCGGCGCUGCGCUCGGCCAAGGACAGCUUGGCGGUUGAUAGCGCGGCGGGGUCCGUCAUGUCGCUGGACAAGGGCCUCGAGGAGGACGAGGCGGACUCGCCGUCCAACAACGCUCUGAGCGACGACGAAUUGGACCCGGUGCCCGAGAAGAGGCCAAACACGAACGGUCACGCCGACGAGAGGCCCGCAAAACGGGCCACCCACCUCCGCUUCCCCCACGCGAACAACGCCGUCAUCCCCGUCGCGGCCUCGACCCGGUUCGCGACCUCGGGCGGCGAAAACGCCGUCAAUGUGCGCAGCAUCUACUUUGCCUGGCUGAACCGGGAGGUGGCCAUCCCCGAAUACAAUGCGUCGGCCGCCAAGCUCAACGCCGAGCUCGCGUCGGCCGGGGGCGAGGGCUCCGCCGUGCACAACCUCGCCUUUGUCGAGCGUCUCGACUUGAUCGCCUGGCUCGAGGGCGCGAGCGAGGAGAGCGAGUACAUUAAGCCGCUCGAGGGCGAUAGGGCUGGCGAUGCGGCGGCCAGGGCGCCGCCGCGGCCGCGACUGGGCUGA